Molecule: messenger RNA, 2115 nt
Organism: Pocillopora verrucosa
Lineage: Eukaryota; Metazoa; Cnidaria; Anthozoa; Scleractinia; Pocilloporidae
Product: nicotinate phosphoribosyltransferase
Biological process (GO): NAD+ biosynthetic process via the salvage pathway
Cellular component (GO): cytosol
Molecular function (GO): nicotinate phosphoribosyltransferase activity
Source: RefSeq, a predicted model, not a curated record
CAAGAAGCCUCAAGAUGGCGGCUGUGGAAGAUAGAACGAAUUCGAACCCUUUGGUUCAACCCUUGUUAACGGAUCUUUAUCAAAUCACAAUGGCUUAUGCUUAUUGGAAGAGCGGAAAAGUAUUGGACAAUGCAGUAUUCGAUUUGUACUUUCGCAGGAAUCCUUUCCACGGAGAAUUCACGGUUUUCGCUGGGCUGGAAGAGUGCGUUCAUUUUGUAAGAAACUUCAAGUUUUCAGAUUCAGAUAUAUCUUAUCUCAAAACAAUAUUACCAGCAACAGUGGAAGAAGAUUUUUACAAGUUUCUUAGAGAUAUAGACACAAGUAAGGUUACUCUAAGUGCCAUGUUGGAGGGAAGCAUUGUCUUCCCAAAAAUUCCUUUGAUCAGAGUGGAAGGACCACUACCAGUGAUCCAACUCAUGGAGACAACUCUCCUCAACUUAGUGAACUUUGCAAGCCUAGUAGCUACAAAUGCAGCUAGAUUUCGCCUCGCAGCUGGUUGGAAUAAAUCUUUGAUUGAGUUUGGGUUACGCAGAUCUCAGGGCCCAGAUGGAGGGUUGUCAGCAUCAAAAUAUUGUUACAUUGGAGGAUUUGAUGGUACAAGUAAUGUUUUAGCUGGAAAGUUAUGUGGCAUUCCAGUCAAAGGUACACAAGCACAUGCUUUCAUUACAUCAUUCACACCAGACGAACUUCCAUCAGUUGGCAAACUGCAGCCUACAGAUAAGAGUAAGGAGCCAAGAGACUUUUAUCCUGUAGUGUUAGAUUGGCUGAAGAAAGUUUGCCCUGUGCUGCGUGUUCUGGAAAGCGAGGUCCAUGUCGGUGAACUGGCAGCAUUUUCAGCAUAUGCAGUGGCCUUCCCAGAGACAUUUCUAGCACUUGUUGAUACCUAUGAUGUGCUAAGGAGUGGUAUCCCAGGAUUCUCUGCAGUGGCAUUAGCUCUCAACGAUUUUGGCUACCGAGCCUUAGGGGUGCGACUUGACUCUGGAGAUUUGUCAUACACCUCACUACAGAUCAGAAAAGCUCUAGAAAAAGUGGCAGAUGUAUUUGGUUUACCGUGGUUUGCUACACGAAGUAUUGUGGCUAGCAAUGAUAUUAAUGAAGAUACACUUUUCUCUCUAAAUCAACAGGGUCAUGCCAUAGAUUCUUUUGGUAUAGGAACUCAUUUGGUAACUUGUCAAAAGCAGCCUGCAUUGGGAUGUGUCUUUAAGCUUGUUGAACUAAAUGGCGAUGCUCGAAUGAAACUCAGCCAAGACAUAGAGAAAGUUACGAUACCUGGAAAGAAGGAGGCCUUCCGUUUGUACGGCGGAGACGGGCGGGCCCUUCUUGAUCUCAUGCUCAGGUGCGACGAGGUGCCUCCGUCUCCGGGGAAACGCGUACUGUGCCGGCAUCCGUUUGAUGAGGCCAAGCGUGCAUAUGUGUGUCCUUCCCAUGUAGAACCUUUAUAUCGUGUCUACUGGAAAGAUGGCAAGAUUUGCAGCCCAUUACCACCUCUAUCGGAGAUUAAAGAAAGAGUGAAGGAUUCGUUAACAAAGUUUCGACAAGACCAUCUGAGAGCCUUGAAUCCUACGCCUUACAAGGUCUCUUUAAGUGACAAGCUGUACACAUUUAUGCACCAACUCUGGCUAAAUCAUGCUCCUAUUGGCGAAUUGUUUUAGAAAGCGAGAGCUUUUACAAAAUAUAGCUUCAUACAUCCACGUCACCUUACAGUAACAACAAUAACUUCCUUCUUCUAUCUUUUGUUAUUCGAAGGGUUGUACACGUCCAAAAAAAGCUUAAUAUUAUUUGAAAGCUCCUUUAAUUUAUGAAGAAUUGUCUGUUCGCGCACUUUUAAAUUAAUUGCACACUCCAGUAACAUAAGGAAAGCAUUAUUGUUAAUUAUGUUACAGCAAAUGAGAUUUCACAACAGAUUUUGCCAACGCACGUUUCGAAGAACUGAGUUAGUAUUUUUCCAUGUCAAUCGUGUAUUGCAACAUUUUACAGGGGUACAGUAAAAUUUAUAUUUAUGAUCUGUCUUUUAAAAUAAUCAGCUGCAGAUUAGCAUAUUAUAUAGUUAUAUAAACCGCAAUACGCGAAAACAGAAAUAUUAAAUGUCAUCACGAUUUAUGAAACAUAAUAAAA